UAGAUAUGUGCAGCUCGAUCCAGCAAAUAACAAAUACUAAACUCUUGUAGACCUUUAUAAACGAGACGUUCUGAAAAGGAUGUGACAAUUUAGGAACGAAAUCGCUAAUUUCCGGAUAUUAUACCACCUACUGUAAUGUCUAUUCAACAGUAUGAAGGCCCCUUCGAAUAACUUAAUUCUUUCAUCAUUGCACGUAACCUCUGAACCACCUAUUCUGCUUGUGGUACGUACGGUGCACAAGUAGCGAUCCAGAAUGACUUCUGGGAAAAUGGAUAAAACUGUUAAAAAAGUGGCGCCUUCCAGGUCUUUGAGCAAGCAGGAUGAAUUGUUGCAGGCCCAGACGCAAUAUUUUCUCAAUUUGCAAGAGAGAAAGCUGACUAAGGAGGAGAAAAUAAAGAAGUUCAUAUGGGACCCUGAAACUAGGAAGUUUAUGGGCCGAACUUCGUCUAGUUGGGCCAAAAUUGGUAUUUUCUACUUAAUUUUCUAUGGAAUGCUUGCGGCUCUAGUAGCCAUCUGUAUGUGGGUCUUCUCUCAAACUCUGAACCCAAGAAUUCCAAAAUGGAUGAAUGAAGAAUCUAUAAUUGGUACAAACCCAGGAUUAGGUUUCAGGCCGAUGCCCGAGAACAACGAAGAAAGCACACUUAUUUGGUUACGUGGUUCCAAUAAAACUAAUUACGAGAAGUGGAAGGCUAACCUCAUGAACUUUUUAGACAUCUAUUACACCCCUGGUAAAAUAGAAAAAGGAAAUGUGCCAAUAAAGCGUUGUUCGUAUGACGAACUACCAAUACCUGGUCAAGUUUGCGAUAUAGACGUCCGAAAAUGGGAACCUUGCACACCUGAUCGUCACUUCGACUAUCACAGGAACUCACCCUGUAUCUUCCUGAAACUGAAUAGGAUAUAUGGGUGGGUGCCAGAGUACUACAACGAUCCUAAUGAUCUCCCAGAUGAUAUGCCUCAACAACUUAAGGAUCAUAUCACAUAUAAUAUUACUCGGGAAAAAGAGAGGAACAAUAUUUGGAUCUCUUGUACAGGCGAAACUCCAGCAGAUAACGAAUAUUUAGGACCUAUCAAAUAUUAUCCUUCAUAUCAAGGAUUUCCAGGAUACUAUUACCCUUAUAUGAACUCGGAAGGUUACUUGAGUCCUUUGGUUGCUGUUCAAUUCAAAAGGCCAACUUCUGGUUUAGUCAUAAAUAUUGAAUGCAGAGCAUGGGCCAAAAACAUAAAAUAUAACAGACAUGACAGAAGUGGAUCGGUACAUUUCGAAUUACUGAUUGACUAAAAUCGAAGUGAUGUUUAAAACUGCUGGACAGAAAUAUACAAAGCAAUAUUAUAAAUGAAUUUAUAGUUUAUUUGAUGUUGUUUUUUCAAUAAUGUGUUCGUCUGGUAUUAUAGAAUCUAAUGGCAGCUAUUUUUGUCCAGUAGUCAAUUCCGAGCCAAAAUGUAGCAACUGAUAGUAAGAUGAGAUACUGAUUAGGUUAGUUUUUUUGUUGUUAUUUCAGUUUUGAAUAUUUAUUACCAGACGUCGAUGUACAAUGUAUAUUUUGAUAAAAUAAAACACCUUUAUAAUUUU
Harmonia axyridis is the source of this 1570-nucleotide messenger RNA. Its product is annotated as sodium/potassium-transporting ATPase subunit beta-2-like. Gene Ontology annotation, molecular function: ATPase activator activity. NCBI's taxonomy places the organism in Eukaryota, Metazoa, Arthropoda, Insecta, Coleoptera, Coccinellidae. The coding region runs from base 254 to 1279 and encodes 341 amino acids. The record is from RefSeq and is a predicted model, not a curated record. The transcript is spliced from 4 exons. Gene Ontology annotation, cellular component: sodium:potassium-exchanging ATPase complex. Gene Ontology annotation, biological process: intracellular potassium ion homeostasis; sodium ion export across plasma membrane; intracellular sodium ion homeostasis.